Molecule: messenger RNA, 207 nt
Organism: Pisolithus orientalis
Lineage: Eukaryota; Fungi; Basidiomycota; Agaricomycetes; Boletales; Pisolithaceae
Product: Cerato-platanin
Exons: 1
Source: RefSeq, a predicted model, not a curated record
GCGAACUGGAACGACGCUAGCUGCAGCAAAUGUUAUGCCAUCAUGCAUGCAAAGAACACUAUCAAUGUCCUUGCACUGGAUGUGUCGAAGGAUGGGUUUACGGUGUCACCCCAGGCGAUGAACAUGCUGACGAAUGGGCAGGCGAGCGCGUUAGGGAGAGUGAAGGUCACUGCCACUGAGGUGCCCGCCAGUGAAUGUGGCUUGUGA